AACAUUUAGGAUACCCGCACUUAUUCGGCCGCCAACGAUACUGGACAGUCUUCUUCACCGUUUCCUCGUGUCCUAUUAACGCAGCAAAUCCACGUACUAAGAUAUAUGAAGUACUAGUGCUCACGAAGAUAAAUCUGAAGGAUCCGUACGAAUAAUAAAAAAAGUAAAGACACAAAAAGAUUGUGUGCACUCUGAAUUGACGCUAACGAUAGACUUAACUUAAAGUCCGAACAAGCUGUUGAUCUUCCUGAAUAACAGUUAAAAUCACGUGGUAACUGAUCAAUCAUAAUUUGAACAAAAAGCGAUUUAACAAUGGUAUACAGCAUAGUCACAAUUAUUGCUGCGAUGCUAUGUGUUCACGUACGGGGCUAUCCAACAAUGAUGGAACGACUUUCCAGUGAUAAUAGUUUUUCACCUCUGCGAAGUACGUCUACAAGAGAUUUGGAACGAUUUAUCGAGGGAGAAAAUCUAUUGAGAGAUUUGGAAAUUCUAAGGGAUCGCGCAGAGUAUUUUGCAAGGCAAAGUCGUCAGAUAAACUCAUUGAAUGGAGUGGGUUUUGGCCAAAGCAAGCGGUUUGAUACGCUCAGCGGAGUGUCUUUUGGCGGUCAAAAGAGGAACAUGGACGAAAUCGACCGAACUGCAUUCAACGCUUUCAUAAAGAAGAAAAAUUUCGACGAAAUCGACCGCAGUGGAGGCAUCGAUCGAUUUGUCAAGAAAAAUUUCGACGAAAUCGAUAGAAGCGCGUUCAGUAGUUUCGUGAAACGUCCAAACGAAGUGCCGGCCGCUAAUUUGGAGUAGUUACCACACGCACAGCCAUUCAUAAACGUCACCCCUGGACCUCCAAAAUAAAUCAUAUUUUCAUUUUAUAUGUAAUCUGUAAAGAACAAAUUAUUCUAUUGAAUGAACAGCAUAAAUCAAUUUUUCACCGUUACAUGUACCCAUAUGUCGAACGCCUGUUUAGCACUACAGUUUUUGUUGUCCUUUACAAAUUCUUAUUUCGUUUUUGGCAAAACUCAAAAAAAUAUUAUUAGUUCGAAAAUUAUAAAAUAGAAAUCGAUAGUGUAUUUAUUAGACAUAUUACAUUAUUAUCGCUCAUUAAUGACAUAAAUUUAUAUAUUGUUUAUUGUAAUAAUAACUAUGUUUAUUUUUAUUAUUUACCACAUGAUCUGUUUGUGAAUCUCUCUGUUGUGUCUUAAAUUUAUUUUACGUGAAAAUUUACAUAUUUUCAAAUUUUAAAUAGUGCGUUACAUAAUAAAUUAUAAAGAAUAUUGUACUAUUUGAAUCUCAAGAAAUUUAUUAAAUAUUAUUAGUUUGUAAUCAGUAUAAAUGUGUUUUUUAUUCUUUACUCUGAAAUUAUUACUUUUACUUACUUGACAUUUAGUUGUAUCAUAAUAAAACGUGUACAAUCAAUUUCUAUGCAAUAUUAAAAAUGGUAACAGUCGUGUCGCACAUUGAACAUAAAUUCCACUUACUUCUUUGUUUUUGUUAUAUUUAAAUAUAAAAACAAUACCACUUAAUUUACUAUUAUUAUUAAAAUAUAUAUUUAAUGAAUAUACUUCUAAGUUUAAUAUAAUUAUUAAAAAUAUUAAGUUGAUUAUUUAAUAAUAUUUUAUGGGAUUAAUGAGAUAUUUGAUUUAAUUAUUAUAUUGUGAAAAAAAUUGCAUAGAAAAUUCUUCAUUAUGUUGAUAUUUGUUUGUCAUUAUAUUACUGAGUGAAUUAAAAUUUCAUUAAAAGUAUUGUCAAGUAUAGCAAAACGUAUAAGAAAGUUGAACUAUUCAAACGUUCUGACAAACCGCUAGGAAUUCUUAAUAAUAGUAAAUCGAUUGUAUAGUAAUUGCUCGCUAUUACCAAACCGUAUAUUCUUAUAUAAAUCAUUAUUAUAUUGA
Molecule: messenger RNA, 1886 nt
Organism: Daktulosphaira vitifoliae (grape phylloxera)
Lineage: Eukaryota; Metazoa; Arthropoda; Insecta; Hemiptera; Phylloxeridae
Product: orcokinin peptides type B-like
Exons: 4
Coding region: 313-798 (161 amino acids)
Source: RefSeq, a predicted model, not a curated record